Messenger RNA from Trachemys scripta elegans, 4876 nucleotides. Its product is annotated as zinc finger protein 585B-like. Gene Ontology annotation, biological process: negative regulation of transcription by RNA polymerase II. The record is from RefSeq and is a predicted model, not a curated record. Bases 1089 to 4061 code for a protein of 990 amino acids. The transcript has 5 exons. NCBI's taxonomy places the organism in Eukaryota, Metazoa, Chordata, Testudines, Emydidae. Gene Ontology annotation, molecular function: DNA-binding transcription repressor activity, RNA polymerase II-specific.
GGGAAAUUAAAGAUUGCUGCCCACUGGCCAAUGUCUUUAGACAAAAGCACCAAGGGAAUUUGUAAAGAUUUAGUCCAUACCUUGGUUAUACUAGCAUGGUUUGGAAAUUACUACCCGUUAAGUAAGAGAUGGCUUAGCAAAGAGGCACCCUUGUCCAAAUGAUCAACGUGAAAUGUAAAAUAAAGUGUGUCCUCAGUUUUGAGGGUCAAAACUUUUUUCGAUCUGAAUGUGACAAAUACAUCUUGAACCAUGAAGCUGGACACAGGUAAAUCAUAUAGACUGUCUCUCUCAUUUAACAAGAAACAGAGAACAGAUGGUUUUCUGGGUAUUUUCAUGUUACUUCAGAGUUCAGCAUCUUCCUAUGACAAGGCUUUGUCUGACACAGAGGCCGAAGGUAACCUAACAGUUCUGAUAUGAUGAUGAGUGGAGCUCCUUAUGGGAAAAGCACUCAAUUAAAUCAAACUAGAGCUAAUCUCUCACUACCAAAAAGACAAGUACACUGGAAAAUGUAGAGCACGGGUAUAAAGCUUGGUUUGGAUCUAAAAGGGGUCUUGAAAGAGGAACAGUUAAAUCUGGAUCUGGUCGAGGUUCAAACAAAAAGAUUUUCAUUAAAUAAAAUUCUGUUAACUCAGACUCAUGAGAAAAUUGGAUACCCCUUUGAGUGAUGCCCCUCAAAUGUAGAGGGAUUAUGUUACAAGGGAAGCUCUUUGUGGAAUAGAAUGUUACUUUUCUCUCUCUUUGUACAGCACCCAAUACAAUGGAAUCCUGGCCCAUGACUAGGACUCCUGGGCUCUAGGGUAAUACCAACAAAUAAUAAUAAUGUUCAUUAAAAAGCAUAAAAAGAGCCACCUACCUGCAGGAAUGCAAUUGUGAUCUGAUAUUCCUAGGUGUCAGGACCAGUCAAAUAAAAGGUAGAAUUGAGGUAACAUCACCUGAGUUCAGAAAGGGUUCACUAGGAAGAAAAAAGCAGCACGGGAAGGAAGAAGGUUUGGUUUGGGCAGAAGGCUACAAGGAAGAAAUACAAAAUUGAGGGAUCUCUUCUAGUCAUCAAAGGGCAGAACCCAACUGAUAUUGGUGAAAACUGGAAGAUGGAAAUGUGGGGGGACACACAGCCCCUUUCGUGUGUGUGGCAGGCCCAUUGGCUUUCAAUAACUCUGUUUAGUAGAGAAUCUGAGAGCCACUUGUCACUGCCCCUCAGAUGCUACCUUUGUCCCUCACACAGAGCUAACAACAUCUAUGUUUCCCAGGUCUCAGUUUGUGUGAUCAGAAGAGAAGGGAUUUCUGAGAUGAUGAAGCCCCUGUCCAGCUCAAGGUCUCAGAGGUUCCACCGCCCAGGACCACAACUGAGCUGUGACCUCAGAGAGAAGCUGCAGUAUUCACAGCAACGAGAUCUUCCUGCGCCCUAUUUGUUUCAUCCUUAUGAUGAGGGGAAUGAAGGAGACCAGGAUCUGGUGGCCUCGCUCCAUAGGUUCGGCUGUAUGAUGCCAGUGACGUUUGAGGAGGUGGCCGUGUACUUCUCUGAAGAUGAAUGGGCUCUUUUGGAUGAAAAGCAGAAGGAACUGUACAGAGAUGUCAUGCAGGAGAAUUAUGAGAAUCUCCUCUCGUUGGCAGAAUUUCUGAUUGCUAAACCAGAUGUGCUAUCCCAGAUGGAGCGAGGGGAAGAGAUGUGGCUCCCAGAUCUCCAGGGCUCUGCGAAAAGGGAAAUCCCAAGAGGCACUAAGACAAGUACCAGGGCAGCAAGUGAAAACAAGGAGGAGAGUCCCCAGCAGGAAGGGGCUGUGGGAGUGAAGAUGCACAGGAUGUUCUCAGGAAGACCGCAGGGCCCUGAUGGGGCCGAUGUCAGCAAGAGUCAGGACAGAAUGGGGCGGCAGAGAGGAGACUCUCCAGGCAGGAGUAAAUCUACUCACAGCAAAAGAGGCUUGAGGAAAUCCACAGACACCAGCACCCACCCAGUAACCCAUAUUGAGUUGACACCAAAUACCAUCAAUGAACUGGGGGAAAGAGUCAGUAACAGCUCUCUUCUUAUUCAACAUUAUCAGCAAACUAGUGCAGAAAAGAGUGCCGUCAGGUGUAGUGAGUGUGGCAAAAGCUUCACUCGACAAGAAUACCUUCAGAUACAUCUGAAAAUUCACAGAAGGGAGAGACCCUAUAAAUGUAACAAAUGCAAGAAAAGAUUCAGACACAAGACAAGCCUUGUUCUUCACCGUUACACAGUCCACAAGUCAGAGAGACCCCAUAAGUGUCCAGACUGCGGCCAGCUCUUUAUUCUGAGAGAGAGAUUUAUUCAGCAUCAGAGAAUCCACAACAAAGAGGCAUAUAGAGGAUUCAACGAUGGGAUUGUGAGUGAGAACAGGGACAAGAAUCCCCAGAAGAAAGGGUCUGCGAGAGCAAAGCCAGACAUGAUGUUGUCGGGGAAACCCCAGUGCCCUGAGUGGGGAGAUGCCAGUGAGAGUAGGGGCAAGGUGAGACAGCAGCACAGAGACCCUCCAGACUCGAGACAAAGUAAAUCCACUUGCAGCAAAACAGGCUUAAGGAAAUCCAAAGACACCAGCACACAGCAUACAGACUGCAUGGGGAAGAGACCAAAUACAGACACUGAACUUGGGGAAAUUUUCAAUGACUGCUCUCUCCUGAUUAAGCAUCAUCAAACUGGUGCAGAAAAGAGUGCUUACAAGUGUAGUGAGUGUAGGAAAAGCUUCACCCAAGAAAAAUACCUUCAGAUACAUCUGAGAACUCACAAAGGAGAGAGACCUUAUAAAUGUAAAGAAUGCGGGAAAAGCUUCAGUCGGAGUUCAGUGCUCAAAGAUCACACCAUGAGUCACAGAAUGGAACAACCUUAUAAAUGUACUGAGUGUGGGAAAAGAUUCAGAGCGAAGACAAUCCUUGUAUAUCAUCGUUACAUAGUCCACAGGGUGGAGAGACCCUAUAAGUGUCCAUACUGUGGCCAGCAAUUUGUCCUAAGAGAGAGACUUGUUCAACAUCAGAGAAUCCACAAAGAAGAGGAACCUAGAGGAUUUAAUGAUGGGAUCAUGAGUGAAGAUGAAGCUAAGAAUCUCCAGCGGGAAGGGCUUGCAGGAGCAGAACCACAGAGGACAUCAUCAGGGAGACCCCGGGGUCCUGAGCAGGUAGGAGGCUGUGGAAGUCAGGGCAUGGCACGAAGGCAGCAGAGACGCCCUGCAGGCAAAAGAGGCAGUAUAUCUAAUCAACGCGAGAGAGAUUCCAAGAAAUUGAAAAGCACCAUCGCCCACCAGGGCACCAACACCGGAGCACAAACAAGCACAAAUGGUGACAAUGAGAAAAGCUUCAGUAGCAACUCCGCUCUUUCUGUGCAUCAGAAAACCCACCUGGAAGAGAAACGUUACAGCUGUGCUGAAUGUGGGAAAAGCUACCACCAGCAUGCUCACCUUCGAAGGCAUCAGAAAAACCAUACAGGAGAGAGACCCUAUGUAUGUGCAGACUGUGGAAAGAGCUUUGUGUACAGGUCAAUACUCAGCAGACAUGAAAGGACCCACAAAGAGGAGAAAAACUAUAGCUGUACUGACUGUGGGAAAAACUUCAGCGAGUACUCAUACCUUACUAUGCAUCAGAGAAUCCACAGGGAAGAGAGACCCUAUCAGUGUCCCGACUGCGACAAAAGCUUCAGGCUGCGAGGACACUUUACCAGUCACUGUAGAACCCACACAGGGGCUAAACCUUACAAAUGCACCGAAUGCGGGCAAGGCUUUGGGCGGAAAUCAACCCUGACUAAACACAUGAGAAUCCACACCGGAGAGCGGCCCUAUAAAUGUGCGCAGUGUGAGAAAAGCUUUCGUCAGAAGUUCGCCCUUUCCCAGCAUCAGUUAAUACACCAGGGAGAGAGGCCUCACAAAUGUACUGAAUGUGGGAAAAUCUUUCUUCAGAAGUCCCACCUUACCGCGCAUCAGUCUGUGCAUCGGGGAGAUAGACCUCACAAAUGUACUGACUGUGGGAAAAGCUUCAAUGACCGAUCAAAUCUCCUUAAACACUUGGCAAAUGUCCACUUAAAAAAGAAACCCCAUCCAGCAAAUGUAACUUCAGAUUAAAUAGAUCUACAGUUGUAAUGAUAGAAAAUAAUGGGCUGGUACUUUUUUGAUUCUGGUGAGACACUUCUCCACUCAUACUUAUUCUAAAAUACAAGGUUUAAGGAGGAGGGGUGGGUAGUAUCGCCUUAUUUAUGAUCAUGGGUGUGAGAUGUCGGAGGGGGACAAAGCUGAUGAAGAGAGGAACUGAUCUGUCAAUGGGUUUUGGGGAUGGUUAGUGGGAAUUUCAAGGGAGUGGAAUUGAAUUUUGCAAGUUGAGCAGCGGCGUGCCAUCUAUGGAUGCAAUGCAUGGAUUGCAUUCCCAUGUGAGCCCUGAAUAUGACUUCCUGACUGGCUGUGCCAGUGGGACGAUUCCAUCCAGCCCCUGAACACACUACAGAACAAAAUGGCAUCCUCCGCACAUUGCGAAGACACGGGUAUUUAACAUGGCACUCUACAAAUGGAUUAAAACCUGGUGAACUGAGAUGUCUCCAUCUGUAACUGUAAACAGGGAAUCCUCAUUGAGCAGGUGUGUUUCUAGUGGGGUCCUGCAGAGAUGGGUGCUUGAUCCUCUGCUUUGUAAUAUUUUUAUCAAUGACCCGGAAAAAAACCAGAAAAUGAUCACUGAUAAAAUUUGCAGAUGACACAUAAAUUGGGGGAGUGGUAAAUAAUGAGGAGGACAGGUCAUGGAUUCACAGUGAACUGGAUCACUUUGCAAGCUGGGCAAAAGAAAACUAUACACAUUUUAAUGUGGCUAAACGUAAAUAUAUGUAUGAAUAUAGGCUAUACUUAAAGGAUGGGGGAUUCUAUCCUGGGAACGUGGGACUCUGAAAAAAAAA